Messenger RNA from Oncorhynchus gorbuscha (pink salmon), 4919 nucleotides. RefSeq names its product serine/threonine-protein phosphatase 6 regulatory ankyrin repeat subunit C-like. Lineage: Eukaryota; Metazoa; Chordata; Actinopteri; Salmoniformes; Salmonidae. The record is from RefSeq and is a predicted model, not a curated record. Gene Ontology annotation, molecular function: protein binding. Bases 153 to 3383 code for a protein of 1076 amino acids. The transcript is spliced from 26 exons.
AUAACUAACAAACAAACAUCAAGCAGAGACGGACAGCAAACACAGAUUACGAACUUUCGUAUUAAUAACUAACAAUCUACAUGAGUUAAUCGUUUAAUAUACCUUGCAGUUCCACUCUAAUGAAGGAGCUCCGUCCUGGCUGACUUUGGGAGAUGGGAGUACACAAUAUUACAGACCAGCUUCCACUGGUCCAAGCAGUUUUUAAUCGAAAUGCUGAUGAAAUUCAACUACUAUUGCACAACAAGAAAGAGGACGUCAAUGCACUGGACCAAGAGCGCCGUACAGCACUACAUGCUGCUGCCUGUUUGGGGGAUGUUCAUAUAAUGGACCUCCUCAUCAAUGCAGGUGCAAAUGUAAAUGCUAAGGACCAUGUGUGGUUAACUCCAUUGCACAGAGCUGCUGCCUCCCGGAAUGAAAGGGCAGUGGGGCUACUUCUGCGGCAGGGAGCAGAGGCCAAUGCACGAGACAAGUUCUGGCAGACUCCACUGCAUGUUGCAGCUGCCAAUAGAGCCACGCGCUGUGCAGAGGCCCUGCUCCCCCAGCUGAGCAAUCUGAACAUGGCAGACCGCACUGGCAGAACCGCCUUGCACCACGCUGCUCAGAGCGGAUACAUGGAGAUGGUGAAGUUGCUGCUGAAUAAAGGGGCCAACUUGAGUACCAAUGAUAAGAGAGAGAGACAGCCUAUCCACUGGGCAGCGUACUUAGGGCAUCUGGAGGUGUUGAAGCUGCUAGUGUCUCGGAGUGCAGACAAGGGCUGCAAGGACAAGCAGGGCUACACCCCUCUCCAUGCUGCCGCUGCCAGCGGACACAUUGACAUAGUCAAGUACCUACUGAGGCUCGGGGCUGAGCUGGAUGAGCCUAAUGCCUUUGGGAACACUGCUCUGCAUGUGGCCUGCUACACAGGCCAAGAGGCUGUGGCCAAUGAGCUGGUGAACCAAGGAGCUAACGUCAACCAGCCCAACAGGAGUGGCUAUACCCCACUGCACCUGGCUGCUGUGUCCACCAACGGGGCCCUCUGCCUGGAGCUGCUGGUCAACAAUGGGGCCGACGUCAACCAGCAGAGUAAUGCAGGGAAGAGCCCCCUGCACAUGGCAGCCAUUCAUGGACGCUUCACACGCUCUCAGAUCCUCAUCCAAAAUGGUGGAGAGAUUGACAGUGUGGAUAAAUAUGGCAAUACCCCCCUCCAUGUUGCUGCUAAGUACGGCCAUGAACUACUGAUCAGUACUCUGAUGACCAACGGUGCAGAUACAGCCAGACAAGGGAUUCAUGGGAUGUUCCCGCUGCACCUGGCUGUGCUCUAUGGGUUUUCAGACUGUUGUCGCAAGCUACUCUCCUCAGGUCAGCUGUACAGUAUUGUUUCAUCUAUGAGUAAGGAGCACGUACUAUCAGCCGGGUUUGACAUAAACACUCCAGACAACUUUGGAAGGACCUGUCUACAUGCUGCUGCUUCUGGAGGAAACGUUGAAUGUCUCAACUUGCUCUUAAGCAGUGGUACUGACUUGAAUCAGAGGGACCAAUCGGGAAGGACUCCGUUGCACUAUGCAGCUGCUAAUGGGAGGUACCAAUGCACUGUGACCCUAGUGAGUGCUGGCGCUGAGGUCAAUGAGCCAGACCGUACAGGCUGCACUCCCCUGCACUACUCUGCUGCCUCCCAGGCCUUCUGCAGAAUGGACCGACAUUUCCCUGGGACUCUUCAGAGCGAGGAGGAUGGAGAUAAGGAGUCCUAUUUUUGCUUGGAGCAUCUGUUGGACAACGGUGCAGAUCCAUCCCUGGUCAACUCUAAAGGUUACAGUGCUGUUCAUUAUGCUGCUUCCCACGGCAACAAGCAGAACCUGGAACUGCUCCUGGAAAUGUCCUUUAAUGCCCUAGGAGACAUUGAGAGCAGUAUUCCAGUGAGUCCGUUGCAUUUAGCUGCUGAUAAUGGCCACUGGCAGGCGCUGAGUGUGCUGACAGAGACUGCUGCCUACGUAGAUGUGCAAGAUGCCUCGGGCCGCUCUGUGCUCUACUUGGCUUCCCAGAGAGGUUACGCCCGCUGUGUAGAGGUCCUGCUAGCCCAGGGGGCCUCCUGCCUCCUCAACGAGAACAGACACAUGUGGACCCCUCUACACGUCGCAGCUGCCAACGGCCACACGGAAUGUCUCCACAUGCUGGUGGAAAGCGGGGAGGAGGCAGACCUUACCAAUGUCACAGACACACAGGGACAGACCCCUCUGAUGCUGGCCGUGCUAGGUGGCCACACAGACUGUGUCCACCUGCUGUUGGAGAAGGGGGCCUGGCCUGACGCCAAGGACAAGGGGGGCAGCACAGCCUUGCACAGAGGGGCGGUGGUGGGCCGUGAGGACUGUGUGACAGCCCUGCUGGAUCACGAGGCAUCUGCCCUGUGUCGGGACGGCCAGGGUCGUACCCCCCUGCAUUACGCUGCCUCCCACCGCUACACUGACAUCCUGGCCAGUCUGCUGCGUGCCGCCACGCGCUCCGAUCCUCUGGACUCCCUAUUGGACCACGAAGAGUACACGCCGUCACACUGGGCCGCCUACCAAGGGCAUGAAGGCUGUUUGGAGGUUUUACUUGAACACAAAACAUGUAAUAGCCAGGAGGGAAACCGCUUUACCCCAUUGCACUGUGCUCUAAUGAAUGGCCGUAGUGGAGCUGCAGAGAUGCUGUUGGAAUCUGCUGGUGUACAGAUGGUUAACACCAGGGAUACUAAAGGAAGGACCCCGCUUCAUGCCGCAGCGUGCGCCGAGGACGUGUCGGGGCUGCAGCUGGUCCUACGCCACGGCGCUGAGAUCAACGCCGUGGACCACACCGGACGCUCUGCUCUCAUGGUUGCUGCUGACAAUGGACAGAGUGGCACCGUGGCCAUCCUCCUGCAACGGGCCAAGGCUGACCUGACACUGCUGGACGACAAUGGAAACACUGCCCUGCAUCUGGCCUGCAGCAAGGCUCAUGAGAUGUGUGCCCUGCUGAUUCUGGGGGAGAUCCAUAACGCUACCCUCGUCAAUGCAACCAACGCUGCACUGCAAAUGCCCCUGCAUCUAGCAGCACGCAACGGUAUGGCCACCGUGGUCCAGGCACUGCUGAGUCGAGGAGCCACAGUGCUGGCAGUGGAUGAGGAGGGCCACACUCCAGCCCUGGCCUGCGCCCCCAACAAGGAUGUGGCUGACUGCCUGGCUCUGAUCCUCUCUACCAUGAAGCCUUUCCCAUCUCUGGACCCUUCCUCGUGCUCCUGCUCCUCUUCCUCCUGCCCCUGCACCUCCAUCUCUGUCUCCUCCAUCUCUGUCUCCUCCUCCAUCUCCCCCGGUCUCAACCUACUGAAGCACUGCGGCAUCACCGCAGCCUGCACACCCCUGCCCAACGGAAGCCUUCACCAUCACCACGGCUAAGUCAAAGACCACCAUGGCGCCGCCAUCGGCCUGGACGGGUGCCUUUCUGAGUGAGGUCAUCCUACACCUACAAUCUGACACCACUACAACCACCACCACAGGGUGACUCCCUUGAGUACACCCACCUACAUGUGUGCGCGUAUGGUCUUCUCCUGAAGUGCAGUCAAACCUAUAUGCAAAUAGAGCCCACAGAAUCUAUCUCAGCUCUGUAGUAGUUAGUGCUUAACGCAGAGAGACUGAUCUCUCUUUCUGUAAUGUCACUGGAAUACCGCUGUUUGUCCCUAAAUGGUUGCUAAUAACCAACCACAAAAAUCAUCUAAAUAAUCAAUCCCUUUAAAAAAAUGUCCCGCAAAUAGGUACUUGUCAGCACAGAAAAAUGACUGACAGCUUAAAGGACUUUUUAUUCUCCUUUUUGUGUUUGUUUGUAGUCUCUUGUUUAGUCACUUCUCAUUAUCAUUCAGUAUUUAAUAUUAUAUCAGAAACUAGGACUAGUAGUGGUGGCCUUGAAUAGGAAUGCACAGCCUUCCCCAAAGGAGAAUGAUCAAACGGGUUAAAGUAGGGUAGAGGACUUGAUGAAGGAACCAUACAGAAGGAAGUCCUGCCCAAGAGUGCAAUGCUAAAAUAUAUCUAUUCUGACUUUUUUUUAAAAAUGAUUAUAAUAUGUACCUUGUGUAGUAGCCUAUAUUUAAACUUUUAGCCUAAAAUAGUUUGUCAAUUUCAUAGAGCUGCUAAAGUUUGAAAAAUGUAUAUGUAAGCAUGUCUCCUUGCAAAGGAGUACAGUGCUCAGGUUGAGAUUUUAGCAUCAAUUUAUUCUCAAUGCUGAAGUAUUGUCUACAACACAGUUUUGUGUUUACUAAGCUAGAAUGUGGUUCAAAGCAUAUCAGUUAUGACCAAAGGUGAUCAUCACUACUAUGGCAAAACAAAAAUAUUUAUUUGAGAUGUACUGUAUAGAGAAAGACGAUAGAUCGAUCUUGAGAUACCUCGAUAAAUAAUUUUGCAGCUGCUGAACGAUUAGACAGGGAGAGUAGUAGCAAUGAGGCCUUGGUUAUUUAGUUUGCCUUUGGGAGCGGGCUCGCCCCAUUGCACCUCAGUGAAGCCUCUUGUAUUGUGAGCACUUUCUCUUGUAUUCUGAGAUUACUGCUCAGUCAUCUUAACCAGCCAUUUCAAUUGAUUUCUCUUUUUUUUAUCAUUCUCUAAAGACUUUGGUACAUUGAAUGGGAUUAUUUCCCCAAAUUUGGCCUUGGUCAAUCUGAAAUUGAAUUUAUACUGAACAAAAAUAUAAAUGCAACAUGCAACAAUUUCAAAGAUUUUACUGAGGUCAUAUAAAUUCAUAUUUUACAGUUCAUAUAAGGAAAUCCGUCAAUUUAAAUCAAUUCAUUAGGCCCCGAUCUGUGGAUUUUAUGACUGGGUGUACAGAUCCAGAGCAUCCCAAACAUGUUCAAUGGGUGACAUGUCUAGUGAGUAUGCAGGUCAUGGAAGAACUGGGACAUUUUGCAGCUUCCAGGAAUUGUGUACAGAUUCUUGAGAUAUGGCACC